GGCGGCCAGGCCGAGGCCUGCGAGGGCCAUGGGGGCGUCCGCGCGGCUGCUGCGCGCCGUGAUCAUGGGCGCGCCGGGCUCGGGCAAGGGCACCGUGUCGGCGCGCAUCCUGCAGCACUUCGAGCUCAAGCACCUCUCCAGCGGCGACCUGCUGCGGCACAACAUGCUGCAGGGCACAGAAAUUGGUGUGUUAGCCAAGACUUUCAUUGACCAAGGGAAGCUUAUUCCAGAUGAUGUCAUGACUCGACUGGCCCUGCAUGAGCUGAAAAAUCUCACCCAGUGCAGCUGGCUGUUGGAUGGUUUUCCCAGGACACUUCCACAGGCAGAAGCCCUGGACAAAGCCUAUCAGAUAGACACAGUGAUCAACCUGAAUGUGCCCUUUGAGGUCAUUAAACAGCGUCUCACUGCUCGCUGGAUUCAUCCAGGCAGUGGCAGAGUCUACAACAUUGAAUUCAACCCUCCCAAAACUGUGGGUAUUGAUGAUCUGACUGGAGAGCCUCUGGUUCAACGUGAGGAUGAUAAACCGGAGACAGUGAUCAAGAGACUCAAGGCUUACGAAGCCCAAACAGAGCCGGUCCUGGAAUAUUACCAGAAAAAAGGGGUGUUGGAAACAUUUUCUGGAACAGAAACAAACAAGAUCUGGCCACAUGUAUAUGCCUUCCUACAAACAAAAGUGCCACAGAAAAGCCAGCAAACCUCCAUUACUCCAUGAGAGAAAAGCACGUACCUAGUAAGAUGAGCAGAAGAAACUCUUCUGUGCCUUUCGCAGCUUCUGUUUUCUAAAACUCAAGCAUGUAUGAAUUUUCUGAAAAUUGUUUUAUUUCUAUUGAUUUGAUUCUGAGUGUUACUAAAGAUGUGCCAAAUGAAUCAGAUAAGACCGAUCUUUACAAGUUGUCUAGUAUGUUUUAUUCAUUUGUCUUUUAUAGGUGUACAAUUCAAAAACACCAGGUAUGUUAAAGCUUAAAAAAAUGUGAAAUUAAAAGAGCAGUUGGUAGUCAUUUUUUUGUUCAGUAUUUGAUAAUUCAAAUGUUCACAUUUUUCUGGAGAAGUAAAAAAGUUACAUGUCACUUGCUUGGGGAAAAUACAAGACUUUUGCAGUGAUGCAAAAAAUUUUUUUCUAGUCCUGUGGAAUAUGGUUUUGUGAGACACUGUAUCUAUAGUUUCCUGACAUAAAGUUACAGAAAAAAUGCAACCCGAUUUAUAGACGUUGCAAGAUGCAAAUUCAUUGUUGCCUUUCCACUAAUAAACAUAAAGCUAGCUACAUAUGCCCUAUUUAUUGUUAUUAGACAUACUUUUAGCUUACUCAGAAUUUGAAACAAAAACAAUUAGCAUAUAAGAAAUUAGCUUAUUUUCUUUUGAAAAUACUUAUGUGUUGAGGGAUAUGAUUUAUGUAAAAAUGACAAAAUUUUUUGAUUAGCACCAACAGUGAAUGAGUUUCAAUGGAAAAUAUAGGCAGGUUUUCAGAAGUUACUUAUGCUAAGAAACAGGAUCUACUUGUCAGUUUCUUUUUAACCCAAAUUUAUAAUAUACCUUGGCAAACAACAAAUUAUAGUACAAAGAAAAAUAAAGUUGGCACAAUGUAAAGCAAGCAUGCUUCAUAAUUUAGGGCUUAUAAAUAGAUCAGCCAUGUCAGGAAGAUAUUCCCUUGAUGGUAACACAACUACAAUUAGUAAACAGGUGUAGCAACAAAAGGAAUAGCUAGGUUAGAAAAGGAUCAGAAAAGUAACCGAGUUUCCUAAAGGAGAUCUUUACUCCCACUGAAGAAACUGCUGUCUGCUAGUGUUCACUGCCAUCCUACAUCCAGAGGAAAGAAUUCUGCUGGUGUCCCCUGAGCAGCUGUUUAAAACAUAAUCCUGUUUCCUUAGUAGGGCAACAAGGAUGCACGCUCACGCACUGUGCCUGGUAGGAAAUGGGGCACCUGAGAAGCAGAGGGAAACUCCAACUGCUUUUUCCAUGUGAUACUCUUACUUUACUUGGUGCUGAAACAAAUCUAGCAAGCACCUGUAUAGGCUGUUAACUGGCCCUUUUAAGAGUUUGGCCCAUUUUUUUCCAGACAUUUAAAUUUAGGUGCCAGCCAGUGGUGCUUAUGUCCUGGGGGACACACUUACUUUUGUUUUUAUAUUUUUAAAAAAUUCAUUGUUGAUCUUUCAAAAUGAAGCAAGGCUUUUUAAAAGGAUUAAGUCAUUAGUUCUUUAUAAAACUCUUAUGCCUUAUUUGAAUGUUAAUACUAUAUGCUUUCUAAAAAUGGGAAUUACCAAACACCACCAGGUUAUCAGAAAUACAUUAAUUUCUAUUAGACUAAAAUUUAAGUAUGGUGGCUGUUACUUUGUCUUUGACAAUUCACGAUGCCCACUCUAGCCCACCUUUCUGCUGUCUUGACUUCUCACUGGCUUCAUUCUAAUAAACUAUCUU
Molecule: messenger RNA, 2412 nt
Organism: Octodon degus (degu)
Lineage: Eukaryota; Metazoa; Chordata; Mammalia; Rodentia; Octodontidae
Gene: Ak3
Product: adenylate kinase 3
Exons: 5
Coding region: 29-712 (227 amino acids)
Biological process (GO): nucleobase-containing compound metabolic process
Cellular component (GO): cytoplasm; mitochondrion
Molecular function (GO): AMP kinase activity; ATP binding
Source: RefSeq, a predicted model, not a curated record